Molecule: messenger RNA, 1035 nt
Organism: Trichoderma aggressivum f. europaeum
Lineage: Eukaryota; Fungi; Ascomycota; Sordariomycetes; Hypocreales; Hypocreaceae
Exons: 1
Coding region: 1-1035 (344 amino acids)
Source: RefSeq, a predicted model, not a curated record
AUGUCACCUCGGAUGGUGAUCGACUCCAUCAGCGAUGAGGAAGUACAAUUUUUGACAUCAAGGAUUGCCGCCUCCGAAGAUAGGCAAAGAGCCACAUCCACAGUGACACUUGGCCGCGCAAGCGACGAAGAUGAAGGCGAUGUGCAGGAGCUGGUGGAAUUGUUUGAGGAAGAAGUCAUUGACCUUACCGGGCACGAACUAGAGAAUGGCGCCCACGGUCAGCUUCACGAAGGCGAAUUGCCCAUAGAGAAGUAUCGCGACCCUCGUUCGGGAGCUCAAUUCUCUCGUGGAGACUUGAUACAGGUUCGAAAUGUUGAGCUUGGGACGUACGAAAUCGAGUUUGUUCAGAUCCAGAUCAUCGCACGGGAUCGCCGUGGGCAAUACAAGAUACGCGGGAUACCAUUUGUGCGGACGAGGAUGCUACGAGGAAAACUACCAAAGAAAGUCAACGAGAUAUGCAUGAUACUUCACAUUCAGAGACGAGACAACGGACAAGAGCUCGCUGCAGUUCUCGUGGAUGUCCCUCCCACCUUGGUUGUCAAGAGAAGAGAACUUGUCAUUACCAACGCAGUCUACCCAGAACAUUGUUAUAAUGCGGCUAGUCUUGGUUUCAAUGCUGGGGAUGAACAGACGCAACAACGUCGGGCUGAAAUCCAUGGCCAUCUUGUCUGCCGCUGGAAAUUUACGAUUUACUUUACCAUGCAACACCAAAGUCGGGCUACAAGGCCAGAAGAAGAAGUUCUUGAGCGUGUCCAACUAGAAGACGUACCGAGUUCAAGAUAUCGCGUAUCAGACGAGAGGCUUUGCAAUCAGUGGCGGGGUGGACGCGCAAAGGGAGGUUCGUGGCCCCCGAGCGGGUCAGGAAUCAUUGAUCUCGAGUCGCGGCCAAACACGAGUCGAUCCUCGAGCAAUAGACGAAAAGAACAAAAGUAUACAUUCUUCGACUCCUUUUCGGGGGCGGGGGGUGUAUCUCGCGGCGCCCAAGGCUCCGGUUUCAAAGUCCAGCAUGCCGUGGACAAGUGGGACGGUGUUUAG